AUGACCACGCCCCUCCUGCAGCAGUUCCCAUCACUGGCGUCUUAUCCGCCCUCCUUUCUGAAGGACCUGCUGUCCUCGCCGCAGCUGACUGAGGCCUUCCUCUUCACGCUACCCGAGGUGCAGGAGCUGUCGUCCGAGGUCGAGCGACUGGGGCGGGAGAACGAGGAGCUGGCUCAGAAGAACUUGGCGCUGCAAGACGAGCUGCUGGCGCUGCGAGAUGCGACCGCACAGAGCUACUCCCACGCCGAGGCGCUGAAGGCGCACUGGGCAGAGAUCGACAAGGCGCAGCAGGGGCUGUACCAGGACGACACGAGCGAGAAGAUUGCGUCUGCGUUCAUUGAUGGCGGUGCUGCGGGAUCGGGAACAGCGUCAAGGGUCGACUCGCCCGCACCUGGACACGAGGAUGGAACAUCUUCGCUGGACGAGUUCAUCAACGAGUUCAAGGCCGCGCGCAAGACGUACCACAAGCGGAACAUUUGGGCGGAGCGCUGGUCCCGUGGCGAGGUGGCGUGGCGGGACGACUAG
Molecule: messenger RNA, 525 nt
Organism: Trichosporon asahii var. asahii CBS 2479
Lineage: Eukaryota; Fungi; Basidiomycota; Tremellomycetes; Trichosporonales; Trichosporonaceae
Exons: 4
Coding region: 1-525 (174 amino acids)
Biological process (GO): protein targeting to vacuole; protein targeting to membrane; ubiquitin-dependent protein catabolic process via the multivesicular body sorting pathway
Cellular component (GO): ESCRT I complex
Source: RefSeq, a predicted model, not a curated record